Molecule: messenger RNA, 616 nt
Organism: Drosophila eugracilis
Lineage: Eukaryota; Metazoa; Arthropoda; Insecta; Diptera; Drosophilidae
Gene: MED22
Product: mediator of RNA polymerase II transcription subunit 22
Exons: 3
Coding region: 108-539 (143 amino acids)
Biological process (GO): regulation of transcription by RNA polymerase II
Cellular component (GO): mediator complex
Molecular function (GO): transcription coregulator activity
Source: RefSeq, a predicted model, not a curated record
UACAGGCCGGCAAUCAAGAGGAGGUAAUACUGGCUUUUCUUCCGCGUAAACAGAACAUUGUUAGAAAUUGUUUAAAUCAGAAAACGUUGUUUAAGCGAAGCAGGACGAUGGCUAGCGGAUCGCGUUCAACCAUAUUACCUCAAUCCAAGGAAGCGCUCUUAAAAUCCUACAACGCGCGCUUGAAAGACGACGUUCGCAGCAUGCUGGAAAACUUUGAGGAAAUCCUCAAACUGGCACGCCGCGAAAGCCACAGUCAGAUCUCAAAGACCACUCAGUGCGAGCAGGAUGCUCUGGAAAUGCAGGUCCGCGCCGCCAACAUAGUUCGCGCUGGCGAGUCCCUUAUGAAGCUAGUGGCUGACCUGAAACAGUACCUGAUCCUAAACGAUUUUCACUCGGUCAAUGAGGCCAUCACCAACAAUUCCCAAUUGUUUAGGAACACCCAAAGUGAAUGCGACAAGAAGCUAAUGAAGCUCAGGGACGAAAUGGCCAUGGAUCUGUAUGACUUGGAGGAGGAGUACUACACCAGUAUUUUUAAGUAGCCUUAAAUUGCCUAGCUUAAGUACAUAUUAUUAUUGAUUAGGGGAAAAACAAUACAAUUUUGUUUAUAACUAAUGAA